Molecule: messenger RNA, 1023 nt
Organism: Aureococcus anophagefferens
Lineage: Eukaryota; Pelagophyceae; Pelagomonadales; Pelagomonadaceae
Exons: 1
Coding region: 1-1023 (340 amino acids)
Source: RefSeq, a predicted model, not a curated record
AUGCGGUCAACUACGCUCCUGCUGCUCGCAACGCUGUCGCACGCGCUCGUCGCGCCGCGGACGCGCGCCGUCGCCAGCGCCGCUCGCCGAUCGCCGGCGCCACUCUCCGAAGCGCCGCGCUCCGAGACGCGGCUCGCGGCGCUGCCCGACGAGGACGAGCUCUUCGGCGGCUACACGGCGAAGCAGCGGCUCCGCGAGGAGAUCGACUCGCCCUUCCGCAAGGUGCGCCUCCUCUUCUUCGGCGCGUCGACGGGCUCGGCCGGCCUCGCGUUCUACUUCUCGCUCCUCAACGCUUUUAAAGCGAACGCGGGCUUCCGCGACGCGCCGCCCCUGAGCGACGCGCUCCAGUCCUGCGGCAUCAACCUCGUCGCCAUCGUCGCCUGCGCCGCCGUCACCUACAACGACUGGCGCGCGGGCCAGGCGAAUUUGGAGCGCAUCGCGCAGGGCGGUCGGCUCGCGAAGCUCGUCGUGUCGCCCGCGGCCGCGCCGGAGAAGCGCGCGCCCCUGGCGGACUACCGCCGCACGAGCCGCGUCGUCAUCGCCUGCGGCGGCCGAGCCUACGUCGAGACGCUCGCGCGCCGGCUGUCCGCGGACCAGCGGCCCGACGCGAACACCUUACCGGAGGCCAUCGAGUCCGUGGACAUGGUCGUCGUGCCCGUGCUCCUCGAGGCGGGCGGCCUGCGCGUCGGCGACGCCGCGGCGGCCUGGCGCUCCACCGAGGCCGGCGAAAACGACCGCAACUUCGACGUCGCGCGGUCCGCGGGCGUCGUCGCGUUCCCCCGGGGGCCCGACGCGUGGGCCGACUACCUCGCGUCGGAGAUCGAGACGGCGUCGUCCCAGGGCUUCGACCCCGUCGCGAAGGGCCUCACGAUCAUCAUCAAGAAGAACGGCAGGGUGCUCCGGCGCGUCUCGGGCCUGCCGCCCUUCGACGGCCUCAUCGGCACCAUGGAGGUCGCCGACGGCUCCAAGUUCGGCAUGCCGGGCGACGACCAGCGCGCGUCGUCGGCCACGCCGCGGUCCUAA